Molecule: messenger RNA, 1650 nt
Organism: Aureobasidium melanogenum CBS 110374
Lineage: Eukaryota; Fungi; Ascomycota; Dothideomycetes; Dothideales; Saccotheciaceae
Product: putative MFS transporter
Exons: 3
Coding region: 1-1650 (549 amino acids)
Biological process (GO): transmembrane transport
Molecular function (GO): transmembrane transporter activity
Source: RefSeq, a predicted model, not a curated record
AUGUCUGCCACAAGUACAACGAGUAUAGACAAGGGGCCAAGAACCGACUCGUCACCGUCCAAAAACGAAGAAGAAUUUAUCACCGGCCUGACUCUACUCAGUGUGUUGGUGUCGAUAGUCCUCGUCGUUUUUCUGUUGAUGCUCGAUACAUCUAUUGUAUCCACCGCAAUUCCAAGGAUCACAACCCGGUUCCACUCUCUUGAGGACGUUGGCUGGUACGGGUCUGCAUAUUUGCUCGCCAACUGUGCUGUGCAGCCCCUUACGGGCAAAAUCUACAGAGAAUUCAGCUACAAGUGGACCUUCCUUUGCUUCUUCGGUGUCUUUGAGCUCGGAUCCUUGCUAUGUGGUGCCGCCACUUCUUCGAAUAUGUUCAUUGUCGGAAGAGCAGUAGCUGGUCUAGGAGGUGCUGGCUUGAUUAAUGGUGCGCUCUCAAUCCUUGCUGCUGCUGUUCCCCUUGAGAAAAGACCUCUUUACAUGGGCUUCAUAAUGGCCAUCAAUCAGCUCGGUAUCCUGUUCGGACCCUUGAUUGGCGGUGCUCUCACCCAGUACGCAACCUGGAGAUGGUGUUUUUACAUCAACCUCCCUGUUGGUGCUGUUGUCGCAGUCGUUCUCUGCUUCACUCCUGUUCCAGCUGGACCUGAAAAGACCGAAAGCAAGAAGUUCAUCAUCGGUGCAUUCCUCCGCUCCCUAGACCUUAUUGGCUUCGCGCUGUUCGCACCUGCAAUCAUCCAGCUCCUACUAGCACUCGAAUGGGGUGGCACUAAGUUUUCCUGGAACAGCUCAACCGUCGUUGGUCUUUUCUGUGGCGGUGCUGCAACUACUCUAGUGUUCUUGGUCUGGGAAUACUUCAAGGGUGACGAUGCUAUGGUCCCUUUCUCGAUGGUCCGGAGACGCAUAUUCUGGUCUAGUUGUCUGACCGUCUUCUUCACAUUCGCUUCUCUGCUGUUACUUAAUUUCUUCCUUCCACAAUACUUUCAAGCCGUACGAGGUUCUUCACCAACAAUGAGUGGUGUGGAUCUAUUGCCCAGCGUCAUCAGUCAAAUGAUCUUCGUCAUCGUUUCUGGAGUCUUGGUCAGAAAAGUCGGAUAUUACCUGCCUUUCUCGAUUGCAUGCGGCAUACUCACUGCCAUUUCAAGCGGCCUCUUGAGCAUGCUCGACCCUCAAACCUCCACAGGCGAAUGGAUCGGCUAUCAAAUACUUGGUGGCGUCGGACGCGGUUGUGGCAUCCAGAUGCCCAUCAUCGCCGUUCAAAACCUGCUGCCCAAGUCACAGGCAUCAGUCGCCAUGUCACUGCUCAUCUUCUCGCAGACGUUUGGCGGAGCCAUCUUCCUUGCUUUGGCACAAACUGUUUUUAACACUGGACUCUCUUCAGCACUGAAACAGUACGCACCCGAAGUUGCUGCCGAGACUGUUCUUGCGGCCGGUGCUACCGGAGUGAGAAGCGCUGUGUCCAAGGCUGUAUUACCUCAGGUACUGCAGGCUUAUAACAUGGCCAUCAAUCACGUUUUCUAUCUUGGCGCUGGUGCAGCUGCAGGAGCUACAGUCGCUUGCUUGGGCAUGGGUAUGCAUAGCAUCAAGAAGGCUCAGGCCGCCCAGGCGGACCAGACAGCUGCUGCGAAAUCGGAGAAAGCUGGAAAAGAAACUGUUUGA